Molecule: messenger RNA, 1359 nt
Organism: Metarhizium album ARSEF 1941
Lineage: Eukaryota; Fungi; Ascomycota; Sordariomycetes; Hypocreales; Clavicipitaceae
Exons: 1
Coding region: 1-1359 (452 amino acids)
Source: RefSeq, a predicted model, not a curated record
AUGCCACAGCAACCACCGCCCCAGAUCUCCCUGCGACCUCAGGCCCCCAAGAAAGAGACUGACAAAGUCAUUUCGGGACAAGAGAGGAAGGAGUUGGCAUCUGAUAAAGCGGCACAAAAGGCGUUGGAGUUCAAGACCCAGUCAAAGCCGCCCUCCGAGGAGGCGUUGGAGAAGGACGAUCCUGUCGAGAAAGAUGGAGCUGUGAGUCCCAUGAGUCAGGGAAGCCAAUCUUCCAAAACGUCAGGCCGCAAAGUGAAGGUUGCACUUCCACUAGUCUCAUCAGCCGGGCUUGCCCGGCCCAUAUAUUCCCAAAGUGAGAAGCAGAAAGGAGACGCAGACCAGUCACGAGUGAGUCAAGGGGCUCCUCUGAAUGUGAAGAACACCGGAGGGAAUGUCAUUACACAGUCUCAGCCUUCUCAUGCUCGCCAUUCUCCCGAGGGGGUAUCAAGUGAAGCGUCUUUUGCGGUUGCAACAAGACCCAAAACUCUAGCCGCUAAUGCAGCCGCAGUGACUGGCACAGGUUCUCCGCCACUCGGUGAACUCACGAAAGAAGAAGUAGAGGGGAGAAGAAGAGAUUUGCAGAGGACUGCAAGGCCCCGGCAUCGACGAAAGGCUAAGAGAGCGGUAUCCGCGGAGAGCGGUCCAGGCAAGGCUGCCAGGGACAAGGCAGCACGUUCUGAGACUCCUCCUUCCGAUACCAGCUACCACGUACCCAUGCCAGCCGAGAACACAUCUGACACUGAAGCCCUGAGCGUCAAAUCUGCGGAAUCCAAAACUUUGUCGUCUUGUAGCUCACUGAGAAACAGUCCGCCAUCCGCCAGCCCCAACAAGACGCCGCCCAAUAGAAACACCUCCGGAUCGCACUCUAGGCAUCACAGCGAGGUCUCCGGGAUGCUUGGAAGUCCAGUCAAGAAGAGUGGAGGAGCAAACAACAAGCCGAGACCGGUUUCUCAGGCAGAGAAUGCAGUUGGAAGAGAGAUUCGUAUCCCAAUUAAUGCAGACCAGGACUCGUUCAAAUUUACUGGCGAUGGGCGAGGAACCGUACGAGGCAAAAAAGCUUGGAAGAGACAAGUGGUGGGUGCUGAAGGGUCCGCCCAGGGGAGAGACACGGCCUUGAUGGGGAGCGGUCUGAACAAUCGACCGGCAGCGCGAAGCAUUGAUUCCAGUGAUGAUCGGGGCAAAACGCCAAAUGCAUGUGUCUCGAGAACAGAUGCUGCCUCCAAGACUGCAAUGACCCCUGCCAACGAUGAUAAUGGGAAGUUGGAGGUAGCAGAGCCGAAAGCUGGUGAUGCCUCCUCCGGAUAUCCACCCAAGGGGAAACAAGACAAGACUCCUUCCCCUGUCCGAAAGUGUGAUUGA